GAUCUUCCCUGCAUUUUUAUUGGUUUCCUUAAAAGCAAAGACCCCAGUGAUGGGACAGAGCAGGCAUUACUGAACAAGCUAGCUUCUUUUGAUGAUUAUAUAAAAGAAAAUGAGGUAUGGCAUGGUCAAAUUCCAUUUGAGUCCUUCGGUAACCUCCACUCACUACAUGUCGAGAAUUGUGCAUCACUAUUGAAAUUCUUGCCAUCCUUUUUGCUACGCAGCUUACGGAAUUUGGAAGUAGUAAUUUUAAAAAACUGUGAUCUACUAGAAGAAGUAUUUGAUCUUGAAGGUAUAGAUGUUAAUAAUGAAUAUGUUCGGCUGCUCUCUAAGUUGAAAAAAUUAACCUCAAUUGGUCUUCCUAAGUUGAGGCAUAUAUGCAACAAGGACCCUAGAGACAACUUGUGCUUCCAAAACCUGAAAUGGCUGAAUGUGGACAACUGUGGCAGCUUGAGAAACCUUUUCCUUCCUUCUAUGGCCUCAGAUCCUAUGCCACUUGGAGGUGUAGAAGUGAUGGCUAUAGGCAAUAUCGUAUUUCCUCAAUUAACCCACCUUUCACUAGAAUUUUUGCCCAACCUAACAAGUGUCUAUCCAGGAUGUCAUUCUCUACAACAGCUUGACCAUGGAAACCUAGAUGUGCCCUUUGGAGUGCUCUUCAAUGAAAAUGUAGCAUUUCCUAGCUUGGAAUUAUUAAAUGUCUCAGGCCUAGAUAAUGUGGAAAAGAUAUGGCACAACCAACUUCUUGAAGAUUCAUUUUCCCAACUAAAAGAGAUUAGGGUAGCAUCCUGUGGAAAACUGCUGAAUAUUUUUCCAUCCAGUAUGCUGAACAGGUUACAGAGUCUACAGUUUCUGAGAGCGGUGGACUGUAGUUCAUUACAAGUGGUUUAUGACAUGGAGUGGAUAAAUGUUAAGGAAGCUGUAACAGCCACUGUGUUGAGCAAACUGGUUUUAUAUUUUCUACCAAGCCUUGAGCAUAUAUGGAAUAAGGAUCCCUAUGGAAUUCUCACCUUUCAAAACUUGAGGUUAUUAGAAGUUGGUCAUUGUCAGAGUCUAAAAUACCUUUUUCCAGCCUCUUUAGUUAGAGACCUUGUGCAACUUCAGGACCUGUAGGUAUCAUCUUGUGGAGUAGAGGAACUUGUUGUGAAGGAAGAUGGAGUGGAGACAACUCCUAGGUUUGUAUUCCCUAUAUGACCUCUCUGAGACUGUUGAAUCUGCAACAAGUCAAGAGUUUCUACCCUGGGACACAUACUUCAGAAUGGCCUUUGUUGAAAAAGCUGGAGGUGCGUGAAUGUGAUAAGAGUGAAGAUAUUUGCUUACAAAAUUCCAACAUUCCAAGAAGUACAUCUGGAGGGCAAUGUUGAUAUCACAAUUCAACAACCACUUGCCUUAUUCAAGACAGUAUGAAUUCCAACAUUUCUGGGUUUAAUUAGCCUCAAGUUGCAUACUUGCCAUGUUUCAUUAAAUUUUCCAUUUGGUUCAUGUCAUGUCAACAAUUAGUAUACAUGUCAAAGGACAGCUUUGCUGUCCACCCUUCUUUCCUUAUUUUAGCCCACAAUUGUUUCCUUAUUUCUCCAUUUAUUAUUCUGUAUAGUUA
This is a messenger RNA of Vitis vinifera (wine grape), 1591 nucleotides long. Its product is annotated as disease resistance protein RPS2-like. The transcript is spliced from 3 exons. The record is from RefSeq and is a predicted model, not a curated record. Bases 472 to 1107 code for a protein of 211 amino acids. NCBI's taxonomy places the organism in Eukaryota, Viridiplantae, Streptophyta, Magnoliopsida, Vitales, Vitaceae.